AAAAAUAAAUAUAAAUAAAAGUGGUGGUGGAUGCAUGCAUAUAUAAAAAAAGAAAAGAAAUAUUUUUUCUCUCUGCCAGACAGCCACAGCAAGAUACUUUUAUGUUAUUAUAUUUAUAAUUCAUAUUUUAUUCUCUCGAGUCAUCCGAUAAUUCAGUACCGAAUAAAAAAUAAUUUCAACAAAAAAACGCGGUCAAGUUUUUUUUUUUUUUGAUUAAAAAGACAAACGGUUUUAUUAUUAAAACAAAUAUAUUCAAAAUUAAAGUCAUUUACUUGUCAUCAUCACCAUCAUCAUCGUUAAUCAUCAUCAACAUCAUUGUGCGGCUAAUAAAUUAAUAAACUCAUUUGCAAAAUGUUUUGAUUAAUUCAAUUGUGUAUUUUAUUUAUUUAUUUUUAUUUGUUUAUUUAUAAAAAACAAAGAAAAAUAUUUAUUUAAAGCUUGUCAACCAACGUGUUAUUGAACAGAAAAAUAAACAUUCAAGAUGGGACGUUACUCCGGCAAAAAAUGUCGUUUAAUAACGAUGAUUUGUAUGUCCUCCACUGUUUUCUUUGUGGAAAUAGUAGUUGGUUAUAUGUCAAAUUCAAUGUCACUUAUUGCGGAUAGUUUUCACAUGUUAUCAGAUGUUGCUGCGCUUAUUGUGGCACUUUUAUCAGUAAAGAUGUCUCCAAAAAAAUGGUCAAAAAAUACAUUUGGCUGGGCAAGAGCUGAAGUUCUAGGUGCCUUGGUCAAUGCUGUUUUUCUUGUUGCCUUAUGCUUCAGUAUAACUGUUGAAGCAGUCAAAAGAUUUAUUGAAGUUGAAGAAAUUCAUGAAGCUGAAAUGUUAUUAGGCACAGGUUUUUUGGGUCUUGCUGUUAAUGUCAUUGGAGUAUGUCUUUUUUGGGAGCACGGAGGAUUGGGUCAUGGACACUCACAUGGUAUGUCACGAAGUCACAAAAGACUAAGCACACUUGUUUCUGAUGAACUUAAUGAAAAUGAUGAAACAUAUUCAUCACCACAAAAAAAAUCACAUGGACAUUCACACGAUGCAAGUCAAAUGAAUAUGCGAGGUGCACUUUUACAUACAAUAUCUGAUUUACUUGGAUCUGUCAUCGUUAUUAUUUCUGCAACUGUUAUAAGCUAUACUAAUUGGCAAUACAGAUUUUAUAUUGAUCCAGCACUAAGUUUGAUUCUUGUUAUUUUAAUUCUUCAAUCAGUUUGGCCAUUACUCAGAGAAUCAGCUCUUAUUUUACUUCAAACUGUUCCAACACACAUUCAGGUUGAUGAAAUACAACAAAGAUUACUGGAAAAUAUCGAUGGUGUUCUUGCCGUUCAUGAAUUUCAUGUUUGGCAAUUGGCUGGUGAUCGAAUCAUAGCAUCAGCACAUAUACGUUGUCGUAAUUUAUCUGAGUACAUGAAAAUUGCUGAACAAGUUAAAAACUUUUUCCACAAUGAAGGCAUACAUUCAACAACAAUUCAACCUGAAUUUAUCGAGUAUCAUUCAAACAGCGAAAUAAAAGAAACACCAACUGAAGAUUGUGUACUUGAUUGUCCAAAAACAGACAAAUCAUGUAAUCAAGCAACUUGUUGUGGUCCAUCAAAACAGGGCCGUGAAACUCCAUCACCUGGUGAAACACCAUUAAUGUGCCGACAAAGAAAUAGUCGUGCAAAUACAUCAGCAACUGGUGUUGAUCCACAAGAAAUGAAUGAAAUGGAACGUGGACAUUUAUUACCAUCACCAUUACCAUUAUCAACACAUCAUUCCGUCCAACUUGGUCAGCCAGCAACACCUCCACCAAUUGGUUGGUUUGCAAAUCCAGAAACAACAAUAAAUACACUUGAUUAAUUUACAUAAAUACCUUUUUUAUCUUAAACGUAAAUUUUUAUUAAUUGCGUUUAUCAAAAAAAAAUAAGCUUCUACCUCGAGUUGUCUAUGAAUCAAGUGGUAAAAAAAAUUAUGUAAGUUUUUUUUUAAGCAUGUGCAAGUUGGUCUGAUGAUCUUUUUUUAUUUUAAUUAAACAGCUGCAAUGGCAGUUAGGUAGAUAUUUAGAAAAAAGAAAAAAAAACUGUACAAAGAAAUUUAAUUUUCAGCGCUAAAAAUUAGUAAUAGUUUUUAAUUUUUUUUUUCGAAAUAUUGAGAUAUAUUUUUUCAGUAUCGAUCGACUGCCAAAGGCACUUAAUACCAAACUGAGUAAAAAUUAGAUCGAAACUCAUUGAAAUAAUUCGAAUCAUCGAAUGAUUUUUUUUUUUUUUUUGUUUUUUUUUUUAAUCAUCGAAUUAUAAAUUUUGCUACUGAUAUUUUUUAGCGUUACACUUUGAGUGUCUGUGACAUUAUAUGGUAGAUUACUUAGCAAUUUUAUUUUUAUUCUAUUUUUUUUUUUUUUUAAAUAACGUAUAGUGAAGAAAAUGAAAAAAGAAAAAAAAUAUAUUGGAGUUAUUUGCUUCAUAAAUUCGUAAGUUUAAUAUAGAUUAUAAUAAAACGAAUAAAUUUUUAAAUCAUUUAUGUAAGACUUGAUAGAGUGAGAAAAGGCA
Molecule: messenger RNA, 2508 nt
Organism: Aphidius gifuensis
Lineage: Eukaryota; Metazoa; Arthropoda; Insecta; Hymenoptera; Braconidae
Gene: ZnT63C
Product: zinc transporter 1
Exons: 7
Coding region: 482-1822 (446 amino acids)
Biological process (GO): detoxification of zinc ion; intracellular zinc ion homeostasis; zinc ion transmembrane transport
Cellular component (GO): membrane
Molecular function (GO): zinc ion transmembrane transporter activity
Source: RefSeq, a predicted model, not a curated record